Messenger RNA from Naegleria lovaniensis, 1629 nucleotides. RefSeq lists its product as uncharacterized. NCBI's taxonomy places the organism in Eukaryota, Heterolobosea, Eutetramitea, Acrasida, Naegleriidae. Gene Ontology annotation, biological process: protein ubiquitination; protein peptidyl-prolyl isomerization. Gene Ontology annotation, molecular function: ubiquitin-protein transferase activity; peptidyl-prolyl cis-trans isomerase activity. The transcript has a single exon. Gene Ontology annotation, cellular component: catalytic step 2 spliceosome. The record is from RefSeq and is a predicted model, not a curated record. The coding region runs from base 1 to 1629 and encodes 542 amino acids.
AUGCCCUCUCAUUCUAAAAAGCAUGGUCAUUUGUAUGUUCGAUCAUCGGAGUUAGCUUCUCGUAGGAAAGCAGAAGCUGAGCAUAAAAUCGGAAAAUCGCUUCCCUUCUAUCAUUGCUGCUUAACAUUCCAGCCAAUAACUGGUGAACCAGUUGCUACACGUGAUGGAUAUAUGUUUGAUAUUUUAAAUAUUUUACCGUGGAUUCGGAAACACCAUAUUCAUCCAAUUACUGGAGAGCCAUUAGAAAUGAAUAACUUAAUACGAUUGCAUAUUAAAAUGAAUGAAGAGGGGAAGCCAUAUUGUCCUGCUACAAAUAGAAUAUUCACUGAGCAAUCUCAUAUUGUUGCCAUUGCAAAGACUGGAAAUGUAUAUUCUUGGAAUGGUAUUGAGAAUUUAAAUUUAAUAGAAGGUGAUGUGAUGCAUGAUGUGCUGACGAAUGAGGAAUUUACAAAAGAUGACAUUAUCACCAUUCAAGAUCCCAAAAAUCCUAGAGAUAUCACAACCAUGCAUCAUCAAGUUGAACAAAAAAUUCAAGAAGAAAAAAAGAAGAGAAAAGCUUCAGAAGAAUCUUCAAAUUUAGAAAAAGUAUCAGAAUAUAUCAAUUUAAAUAGUUCCACUUCUAAAGUUUUAGAAGAAAUGGAACGAAGAAAAAAGAAAAAGCUAGAAAAUAAUGAGGAAGAACAAGAACUGAAAAGUCAUGCCCUUAGAGGCGACGAGAAAAGCUUUGGUGUGCUAAGCAGUGACACAAAAGCUUCGUCACUCACUUCUUCUGUAAUGAAUGUUCGAACCAAAAGCCAUGAAUCUGAAAAGAUAAAUGAACAAUAUUGGAAAGAUAAAUUUGCACAAUACGACAGAAUUAAGAAACAAUUUAAAGACAAGAAAGCAUACGUUUCUCUACACACAAAUUUUGGAGACUUGAAUUUUGAGUUGUAUCCAUAUUUGUGUCCCCAAACAUGUGAUAAUUUUAUUGAACUGUGCAAUAGAAAGUAUUAUGAUGGUAUUAAAUUUCAUAGACUCAUCAAAGGUUUUAUGAUUCAAGGAGGAGAUCCCACAGGUACUGGAAGAGGAGGAAAGAGUAUUUGGAAUAGUGACUUUAAAGAUGAAAUUUCAGGCAAGCUUCGGCACGAUGCUUUUGGAGUUUUGAGUAUGGCCAAUAGAGGUCCAAAUACUAAUUCUAGUCAAUUCUUUAUUACAUUCAAACCUGUACCACAUUUGGAUAACAAACACACAGUUUUUGGAAGACUAGUUGGAGGAUCUAAAGUUUUGGAACUUAUUGAAAAGAUCAAAACUGAUGAAGAAGACCGACCUAUCGAAGAUGUUAUCAUUGAAAAAACAAGUGUGUUCUACAAUCCAUUCGCUGAAGAUGCAAAAAUACAACGAGAAUUAGCAAGGAGUCAACAAGUAAUCACUUCGCUCCCUAGCAAUGUCUCAACAACAGAGAACACCGCUCGUGAUGAAGAGUCUAAGGAACAAUUUGGUCAUUGGUUUUCGAAUCCUUCUGGGCUGAGCAAGGUCAGCACUGGGGAUGUACCAGGUGCAGCAACCUCUCACUCAGUUGGAAAGUAUUUGAAAUUGAACACGCGCAACACUCAGGAUUUUCUCCAAUCACUCUCUGGAGAAAAGAAAUAA